AUGCUGAAACUGGCUAAACUCCUCCACGCCAAAGGCGUCCACGUCACCUUCGUCAACACUGUCUACAACCACAAUCGCCUCCUUAGGUCCCGUGGACCCAACGCUCUUGCUGGACUUCCUUCCUUCCGGUUCGAGACCAUCCCUGACGGUCUACCGGAGACCGACGUGGACGCCACGCAGGACAUCACGGCUCUUUGCGAGUCCACCAUGAAGAACUGUCUAGCUCCGUUAGAGGAGCUUCUUUGGCGGAUUAACGCCAGAGAUGAUGUCCCUCCCGUGAGUUGUAUUAUAUCGGACGAUUGUAUGACUUUUACUCUUGAUGCUGCGGAGAAGCUUUGCAUCCCGCAUGUUCUAUUUUGGAGCACAAGUGCUUGUGGCCUCAUGGCUUAUUUACAUUUUUAUCACUUUAUCGAAAAGGGUUUAUGUCCAGUAAAAGAUGAGAGUUUCUUGACGAAGGAAUACUUGGACACCGAUAUAGAUUGGAUACCAUCUAUGAAAAAUCUAAAAUUAAAGGAUAUUCCCAGCUUCGUCCGUACCACUGAUCGUGAUGAUAUCAUGCUUAAGUUUACACUCCACGAGGUCGAGCGAGCCAAACGUACUUCUGCUAUCAUACUCAACACAUUUGAUGACCUAGAGCAUGAUGUCAUCCGGUCUAUACAUCCCAUUUAUUCUCCGGUUUAUUCAAUUGGACCGCUUCAUCUUUUAGCUAACCGGGAGAUUGAGGAUACUAGUGAGGUAGGAAGGAUGGGAUCAAAUUUAUGGAAAGAAGAGACAGAAUGUUUGGACUGGCUUGAUACUAAGACUCCAGACAGUGUCGUUUAUGUUAACUUUGGGAGCAUAACUGUCACAAGCGCCGAGCAGCUUGCUGAAUUUGCUUGGGGUUUGGCAAGAAGUAGGAAGGAGUUUUUAUGGGUGAUCCGACCAGAUUUAGUGGCUGGAGAGUCAGCAAUGGUUCCACCAGAGUUUAUAGUUGAGACAAGGGACCGGGGUAUGAUGGCUAGUUGGUGUCCUCAAGAAAAGGUUCUUUCCCACCCAGCAGUGGGAGGUUUCUUAACUCAUUGCGGGUGGAACUCAAUUUUAGAGAGUCUAUGUGGUGGUGUACCGAUGAUAUGUUGGCCAUUCUUUGCAGAACAGCCAACGAAUUGUAAAUUUUGCUGUGAUGAGUGGGGAGUAGGGAUGGAGAUCAGCGAAAAUGUAAAGAGUGAGGAGAUUGAGGUGGUGGUUAAAGAGCUGAUGGAUGGAGAGAAGGGAAGGAAAAUGAGAGAGAAGGCUAGGGAAUGGCGCCGCUUGGCCGAGAAAGCGACAGAAUCUAAAUAUGGUUCCUCGGUUAUAAACCUUGAGACGGUUGUUAGCAAGGUUCUUUUGAGACAGGGAUCAGAGGAUUAA
Eruca vesicaria subsp. sativa (arugula) is the source of this 1386-nucleotide messenger RNA. The record is from the annotation of a GenBank genome assembly. NCBI's taxonomy places the organism in Eukaryota, Viridiplantae, Streptophyta, Magnoliopsida, Brassicales, Brassicaceae.